This is a messenger RNA of Canis lupus familiaris (dog), 3853 nucleotides long. RefSeq names its product BPI fold containing family B member 4 (gene BPIFB4). The coding region runs from base 131 to 1990 and encodes 619 amino acids. Gene Ontology annotation, molecular function: lipid binding. NCBI's taxonomy places the organism in Eukaryota, Metazoa, Chordata, Mammalia, Carnivora, Canidae. The transcript is spliced from 17 exons. The record is from RefSeq and is a predicted model, not a curated record.
CUGGGCUCCGACCCAGCUGCUAUAUAAGGCUGGCCUGUAACUAGACUCAGCCAAAAGCAGAGGGCCCCGUGAACAGGACCUCUCAAGUCUGAGCUGCAGGGACCUUGCAGGGCAGAAAAGCUGCGCCAGCAUGUGGACUGCCUGGUGUGUGGCUGCUCUGUGUGUGGCAGCUGUCUGUGGCACCCUCCAAGAGACAAACACUGUCCUCAGGGUUACCAAAGAUGUGCUGAGCAAUGCCAUUUCGGGCACCCUACAGCAGAGUGAUGCUCUCCGCUCAGCCCUGAGAGAGGUGCCCAUGGGUGUCAGUGGCGUUCCCUACAACGAUUUCCAUGUCCGAGAGCGCCCCCCAAAAUAUACCAAUGGCAACCAGCUUGGCGGUAAUUACAAGUAUGGUCACAUCGAGACCAAUGACAACACCGCUCAGCUGGGGGGCAAAUACAGAUACGGUGAGAUCCUUGAGUCAGAUGGAAGCAUCAGGGACCUCAGACACGGCGACUACCGCAAUGCCGAGAAUGCAUACGGGGGCCACAGGGGCCCCGGGCGGUACAGGUCCGCCGAAGGUGCGGCAGCCUUGGGCCGGCGUCACCGGAGAGAGCUGCGGCCUGGAGAGAUCCCGCCCGGUGUAGCCACGGGGGCACUGGGCCCAGGUGGUUUGCUGGGCACUGGGGGCAUGCUGGCAGCCGAUGGCAUCCUGUCGGGCCAAGGUGGCCUGCUCGGUGGAGGUGGUCUCCUUGGUGAUGGAGGACUUCUCGGAGGAGGCGGAGUCCUGGGCGUGCUCGGCGAGGGCGGCAUCCUCAGCACGGUGCAGGGCAUCACUGGGCUGCGCAUCGUGGAGUUGACCCUACCCCGGGUGUCGGUACGGCUCCUGCCUGGCGUGGGCGUCUACCUGAGCUUGUAUACCCGUGUGGCCAUCAACGGGAAGAGUCUCAUUGGCUUCCUGGACAUCGCCGUGGAAGUGAACAUAACGGCCAAGGUGCGGUUGACCAUGGACCGCACGGGCUACCCUCGGCUAGUUAUUGAGCGAUGUGACACCCUCCUGGGAGGUAUUAAAGUCAAGCUGCUUCGAGGGCUUCUCCCCAACCUCGUGGACAACUUAGUGAACCGAGUCUUGGCCAACGUCCUCCCUGACUUGCUCUGCCCCAUUGUGGACGUGGUCCUGGGUCUUGUCAAUGACCAGCUGGGUCUCGUGGAUUCUUUGGUUCCUCUGGGGAUAUUGGGAAGUGUCCAGUAUACCUUCUCCAGCCUCCCGCUUGUGACUGGUGAAUUUCUGGAGCUGGACCUCAAUACUCUGGUUGGGGAGGCUGGAGGAGAGCUCAUUGACUACCCUCUGGGGCGGCCAGCCAUGAGUCCCAGACAAAAGAUGCCAGACUUGCCCCCCAUGGGCGACAACACCAACUCACAACUGGCCAUUUCUGCCAACUUCCUGGGCUCGGUGUUGGCCCUCCUGCAGAAGCAAGGGGCACUGGAUAUUGACAUCACCAACGGCAUGUUUGAAGAGCUUCCUCCUCUCACCACGUCCACGCUGGGUGCUCUGAUUCCCAAGGUGUUCCAGCAGUACCCUGAGUCCCGCCCACUCACCAUCAGGAUCCAGGUGCCAAACCCACCUUCGGUGACGCUGCAAAAGGACAAGGCACUGGUGAAGGUGUUUGCCACCUCUGAGGUCAUGGUCUCCCAGCCCAAUGACGUUGAGACCACUAUCUGCCUCAUUGAUGUGGACACAGAACUCUUGGCCAUGUUCUCCGUAGAGGGAGAUAAGCUCAUGAUCGACGCCAAGCUGGACAAGACUCACCUCAACCUCAGAACCUCAAACGUAGGCAACUUUGAUGUUGGCCUCCUGGAGGUGCUGGUCGGGAAGAUCUUUGACCUGGCGUUUCUGCCUGCCAUGAACGCUGUGCUGGGCUCUGGUGUCCCUCUCCCCAAAAUCCUCAACAUUGACUUCAGCAAUGCAGACAUCGACGUCUUGGAGGACCUUCUGGUGCUGAGUGCCUGAAUGACAGAGGCAGAGAUGCUACUGCAGCCCCAGAAGAAACCAGAGCUAGCCCUGGAAAGGCUCUGCCUGACACAGUCUCCAGCUCUGAGUCCCUUCCACCCCAAACAACAAAUCCCUCCCAAGCUUCCCAACCCUCUUCCCACCUGCCCCCAACCCAAGAAGGUAACCAACCAGUGACUCUUCUGGCAAAUAAUCUUAUGGGCAGCCCCUGCAUUGGGAUGGAGGUCCCCUGGUGGAUUGAGACCUCUUGGACUCCAUGCCAGACUCCACACUGCGCACUUUACACUUUCAAUAAAAGAUGCCAAUUUCCCUGCAGUUGGGGCAAGUCUCCACAGAGGACCCUCCCUCAGGGUCUGGGUGUUUCUUCCCUCCAUGGCUGCACUGGGGGCACCUGGCAGUUGUAGCUACGAGCUGAUGGAGGAUGGUUCAACUCAUGACUGAAAAAUAUCAGACACCUCUGAGGACCCUACAGAUGGACAGGAAGAGAUUUAAUUCAGUUCUCACUGCCUUGGUUCAGGGCUCAGUUUAGCUGAUUCCUCUUGCCUCAGUUUUCUCAUCACACCUCAGCACAUGGGGGGGGGGGGCCCAGACUCAGAAGCAACAAGGUCAGAAUCCUCAGGCUUCACACUGCCAGAGGCAUUGCCUUAUAGCCAGCCUAGCUCCUGUGUGCCAUGAUGACAAGGGUCUUCACUCUUUUCUUGGCUUCCAGCUGCCCCUCUCUAUCCUCUCCUUUUCUGUGUUCCCAACAUGACUUGCUCAGGUCCAGAAAGGUGGACAGGUGUAUCCCAGGUCCCAGGGGAGAGGUUAAAGGGACCCAAAAAAAAGACUCUCUGUCCCAUCUUUCUGAGAGCACAUGUUCAUCAAGGGCUUUCUACCUGCUGAGCCCUGUACUCGGGCUUUGUGACUUGAUCUCAUUUAACCUCAUGAGAGCACCAUAAGGUAGGUCCCUAUUUUGCAGGUGGGGAAAUCGAGACACCAAGAAAUGCAGGGACUUGCCCAAGGUCACACAGCUGCAAAGUGGCAGAGCUGGAGUUGGAACCUGAUGAUUUAGCUCCAGAGCCCAUGCUUUAACCACCCACCACACUGCGCCUGUUCAUAAGCUAAAGGGAGAAGUUCCAGGCUAAAUUUGGCCCUAAAGGUGUGCAGUUCUCAGCAGAAAGAAAGCAUAGAGUCACACCCCAGCACUACUUCAGUGCAUCUACUAAGAAGAGAGGCACAUCACUUCCACUUAUGUUUCAUUAGCUGCAGCAGGUCACAUGACUCUGCCUGACCUUCAGGAGGAGGGAAGUGUGAUCCUUUCUUAUAGUGAGGAAGGGGAGGAAAACCAGAUAUAUUGGUGAGCACAAGUAAUGUCUUCCACACUCUCCUGUGUCCUCCUGAGAAGAUGAGACUGGAGACAUAGCUGGGGCAGGGGAAUAGUGAAACUUCUGUUGCAUAGAGAGUCUACAGAAAUGCAAGGCAUCUCAUGCCUUCAGCUGCAAACAAAGGAGGCACAGAUGCAGCAACAGCCCAGAAAAUGAGCAAGGAGGCUCAAAAGCCUGGUUCUUUACAAGCAUGCCCUUGGUUUCUAGAAAUAAAGCCCAAUGAUGAUGAGAGCUUCAAUGAAACCUAGCCCCUGCCCAUGUAUUGUCCUCUCAGAGCACCUGUUCCUCUAACCCCCACCCAAAGGCUCCUGGAAAACCUGUCUGCCAGACAGUGAGAGGAAGAGCCAGUGUCUUCACAUUAAAAACCAUCACGCUGCAUUCUACAGAGAGGUUCCCCUGCCACAGGACAGCUUUAUGCAUCACUAAGCUCAACUCUGGCAUCAGGAGGUCAUUAGAGAACAAGAAUCUUGGGGGCCCCUGGGUGGCUCAGUCAGUUAAG